AUGCUGUUCCUUGCCUUUGCGAAUGGCUUCCUCCCUUCAUUGACGACUUGGGACUACCAGAUGACCAGAGGCGACCAGUCCAGAGCUUCAUACGCGGAUUCAUUCGCAGGGACUUCUCCCGCUGCAAAGCCUUCUAUUCAGCAUAUUACUGGAGUCCCGACACGAGGAGGACGGCGCUCAACCGCUACGCAAUCCUCACGGUUCGAUAAUUGGUCUCUUAUCGCCAACCUUUCCCGAUUCGGCGCCGUUACCAAUGACGAUUCUAUCCUUCCUGGUGGGACAAAGGUUAGAUCGUUCUUUCAAGGUGGAGGCGUUCACGAGAGGAUGGCGAAGAUUCGGAAAGCGAUCGUGAAGAUUCGGAGGGAGUGGGAGCAUGGAUACUGGGGUUUCGUGGAUGAAUUGGAGGCCGCGUUUUUACGGAAUGCGCCUGGGUUCGAGGAGGGUGGUGGGUUGUUUGGUGGUGGAAAGAGGAAGGAGUGGGGAGACAGAGUUCGGCGAGGGGAGAGAGAGGAUGAGGUUGAAGAAGACUAUGGGUUCCUCAAGUUAUACACGGACAAGGACGGCUAUAAUCAGAUUUUCUCCGUCCUGAACAACGCGUUUAGAACGGAUGAAUUGGAAGAAACGGAGGAGCGGCUGCGUGCUGCCGUAUUCCUUGUCGAAUUGUUGACGAUCGAGCUCUUCAAUUAUACUCUCAGUCGGCAAAUCAACGCGCCCCGCUCGGAGGAGUCGACGGACGGAGGCGGGGAAGAAGGGUUUACAGGGGUGGUGUACAGGGGAAUGAACGUCACCUCUUCGCACUUCCAGAGUUUUUUACGCCUGAUGGAAAAGCCGGUCGAGGAACGAUACUGGGCGAUUCCACUGGCGUUCAUGUCGUGUUCAGCGUCGCGCGACCUAGCGCUCGAAUUCACAGCAGCAGCCGCGGAAGAGCCACUUCAGGACGCCCCCACUGUCGUACAACAUAGAGUCCUGUUCAGAAUUCACGUAGUCGCGCUCGACGCGGAGUCGCUGAGGGAAUACAGGGAGAGGUUUCCGACGAGCGUUGUGACCACCAUCUGCGCAGUGGAUAUUAGUGCGGUUUCGGCGUUUCCGGAGGAGAAGGAGGUCGUGCUGAGGGGCCCAUUUUUCCAGCUCUUGCGAGCCUCCAAGGAGCCGAUCGUCAUCCCACCCGGGGGCGCAGAAGCCGCAGCAGCCUCGGGACCCAAAGAGGAGAUAAUGGUAUUUGAUGCGGUUGUUUUCAACACCAACCGGGAUCAUCCCUCGACGAUGGAGAUGGACGAGGAUGAGGGAGCGAAAGCGAGGGAGUUCUUCGCGAGUGCAAUUGGGUUAUCCAGGACGAGAGUUUGCAUGGAGCUCUGCAGAGAGUUUGGGUUGAAGGAGGAUGAAGAGGCGUAUAGGUUGUUAAACGAGCAAGCCAGGGAUAAAUUGAGAGCUUUGCGAAAUGGAUCCGACUAG
Molecule: messenger RNA, 1452 nt
Organism: Coprinopsis cinerea okayama7#130
Lineage: Eukaryota; Fungi; Basidiomycota; Agaricomycetes; Agaricales; Psathyrellaceae
Exons: 3
Coding region: 1-1452 (483 amino acids)
Source: RefSeq, a predicted model, not a curated record